Messenger RNA from Guillardia theta CCMP2712, 1380 nucleotides. RefSeq lists its product as hypothetical. The record is from RefSeq and is a predicted model, not a curated record. The annotation marks the transcript as partial. Gene Ontology annotation, biological process: axoneme assembly. The transcript has a single exon. Gene Ontology annotation, cellular component: cytoplasm. NCBI's taxonomy places the organism in Eukaryota, Cryptophyceae, Pyrenomonadales, Geminigeraceae.
CUGGAUCCAUCGAACCCCCUGUUCGCAAGGAUCCGUGCUGCCCUCACAAAGCAGCUGGAAGAUCAGCAGAGGAAAGUGACCGAGGACCUGCGAGAGAAGGACGAAGAGCUGAGGCGGCUAGUGAGGCAGAAGGAGGACGUCGGUGUGGAGCUGUACGGGGUGCAGCAGCAGCUUGCGCGGAUGCAGAUCAUGCUGGAGAAGGCGCACGAGAGCUUCAACAACGUGCGGCGGGUGCGGGAGCAGGCGGAAGAUCAGGCGAAGACAAUCAGCAAGGACUAUGACAAGAAGCAGGCGGAGAUCGCAGACCAGACGAAGAGGAUGAACAAGUUCCAGAUCGAGUUGGACAAGCUCAACGCGACGCUUCAGCAGGUGGAGCAGUACAACCAGCAGAUGAAGAGCGAGAUUGCCAUCACGCGCCGAGCGACGUACAAGGCGGAGGAGCAGGUGUCGAACUUGGAGCAGGAGAAGAAGCAUCAAGACCUGCUGAUCGACGACCUGAUGAAGAGCACAAAGGUGCUGGAGGACAAGCUGCAGAUGUUCUCCUCCCAGCUUGCGGCGCAGAAGGAGGAGACGGAGGCAGCGAAGAGGGUGCUGGGAGAGGCGAAUGAUGAGAUGGAGAAGAUCCGCUUCGAGAAGAAGCAGCUGAUCCAGCAGUGGAAGAGCUCGCUGCUCGCCGUCCAGAGGAGGGACGAGCACCUGCAAGGAGCGGAGAAGGUUCUGAAGGAAGUGCAGCAGCAGGAGAUGGCGGUCGUGGGAGAGAUCAGCUCCUUCAAGCAGUCGAUCAAGAAGGAGCAGGAUCGCAACGAAUACCUCUCCUCCAUCCUCAACAAGAUCCGCAACAGCGCGGCCUUCCUGGAGAGGCAGGUGGAGCAAGUGGUGGCAGAGAGGAACAGGCUGCAGGAGCAGUUCAGCAUCCUUCAGAAGUCUCUGGAGCAGUCGGAAGGAGAGCUUGCACAGGUUGAGAGCGAGAAGAAGGUCGUCACGGAGGAGAUCGCCAAGAUGGACAAGAUGAUCGCCAGCACGUCCAAUGAGACGCAGAAGAUCGAGCAAGGGAUCCUCCAGUCCAUCGCGGAGCAGACGACCCUGCAGAAGGCCGCGCAGAGCAUCGACAAGCAGACGCAGGGGAUGCAGGCGCAGAUGCAUGCCAAGGAGAACGAGGCGGCGCAAGUGAGGAACGAGCUCGCAAGGAUCAGGGUCGACGCGCUGAACACGAUGGCGCACAACGACCAGCUCAAGUCGACGAUCAAGGAGAUCGACGAGGAGCUGAAGAGAAAGGAGCAGCUGGUUGCCAAGUACGAGGUGGAGAUAAGGAGGAGGAACGACGACAUAGAGAAGAAGAUGCGCGACCUCGACUCCCUCAACAGGAAGUUUGAGAACCUC